AUGAGGAUAAAUGGCACAGAAACCGCCUGCUAUACCUUACUCUCCAUUACCUCUGACAGCAAACGGUAUACGGAACAAAAAAUAAAGGAGGAUCUGCAAAAUGAAAAUGUUUCCAUCAAAUGUGAAGCCUUAAAAGAACUCAUUCGGAACAUCAUAAACGGCGAAAAAUACCCCAACAUACUUAUGACUGUUAUUCGCUUCGUUAUGCCGUCUCAGGAUCACACUAUCAAAAAAUUACUUCAUCUCUUUUGGGAGGUAGCUCCCAAGUACUCUGCAGAUGGAAAGCUUUUACACGAAAUGAUCCUGGUUUGUGACGCCUACCGACGUGACCUGCAGCAUCCUAAUGAGUUCGUAAGGGGCUGCACUCUUCGUUUCUUGUGCAAAUUAAAAGAACCAGAACUGCUUGAGCCUCUUAUGCCCUCCAUAGUACAAUGCCUUGAUCACCGUCACGCCUACGUUCGUCGGAACGCGGUGCUAGCUAUAUUCACAAUUUACAAAAAUUUCGACCACCUGGUGCCGGAUGCACCGGAGAGGAUCCUCAACUUUUUGGCUCAGGAGCAGGACCCAUCCUGCAAACGGAACGCCUUCUUAAUGCUGCUACACGUUAGUCAGGGCACCGCGGUCGAAUAUCUGUCGAGUUGUAUCGACAGUGUGGAGACAUUUAGCGAGACAAUGCAGCUGGUCGUUGUGGAGCUAAUUCACAAGGUGUUCCGUAGCCAACCAACCGAAAGGAUGAAGUUUAUCCGCUGCGUCUUCUCACUACUGAAAUCAACCUGCUCAUCCGUUCGCUAUGAAGCCGCCACGACUCUAAUAACCCUAAGUGGAGCCGCACCUGCUAUUCGUGCUGCCGCCAGUUGUUACAUUGAUUUGAUUCUAAAGGAGUCAGAUAACAAUGCCAAGCUUGUCAUCCUGAAUAGUCUCAUUUCCCUAAGAGGCAAACACGAGAAAAUUCUCCAAGAAUUGGUUAUGGACUUGGUCAGAAUUCUAGGUGCAUCCGACAUAGAGUUGCGCAGAAAAGCCCUAGAGCUAAUCGUAGAUCUUGUGACCACUCGGACGGCAGAUGACCUGAUCGUAUUCCUCAAGAAGGAAAUAUUGAAGGCCAGCAGUUCUUCAACUGCAUCAGCCCCGGCUCUACCGUCCGGAGAUGCUUCAAAUAGUGAGAGCGUGACUCAGCCUACUAACAAGAACAACGAUGAGGACACUUACCGCUUCGUCCUUGUUCGUGCUACACGUGAAAUUUGCUUGCGAUUUCCCUCGGCCCUCCCAACAAUUCUUCCGGCUUUGUGCGAUGUUCUAACCUACACCGAGCUCCAGGAUUCAAAGGCCUCCAUAGAGAUUUGCAGGUUGUUGCGUGAUACGAUCUAUCGUCAUCCUCAACACAGAGCUUCCGUCCUGGGCAAGGUGAUGCAGUUACUCCCUUCAGUGGCUGGUUAUGAAACACUGCGUCAUCUGCUCUGGAUUUGUGGCGAGUUCUGUUUCAAGGAGGAAAUCGCUGAGUUCAUGUUGACUGUUCAUAAGGCAAUUCCUUCCUGUACCUGUGUUUCCGAGAGCAACGGAAUAUCACCUUUUCACUCGACUCCGAUCAAAAAUUCUCCCGCUUUUGCCAUGCUGAGUCAUCUACCACGUCCUGUAAUCCCACCUUUUCUUCCACUAGGGUCUACCCUGAGCAAUCAGCAGGCCGCCCUAAAACGCCCCGUUAUCCAGGCUGCCCUGUUUGCCAACUCCUUCAUGAGCGGAAUUGCACUCUCAGUGUCCCUGGUCAAAAUUUUCUGUCGCUAUUUGGAGAGUUUGAACGAGACACUCCUGUCUACCACGGCCGAAUUCCAGCGCCGAAAGAAUAAAUUCGCUGCGGAAUGUCUUCUCAUAAUUUCGAGCAUGGUCCAUCUGGCCCGCAGCGGCCUCAUCCCUCAUCGUACUGACCCUGAUGUCAUUGAACGGAUGUGGCUCUGCUUGGUUGCGAUUGCAGAGGCCCGGGCGGAUGUUAUUGCUGCGGUCGAAAGACUUGGCCACGACACCCUCGGUGAACUGCUGGACACACAGGAGGCAGAGCAGAAGGCGAAUGCCAAGAAGAAGCAACAACAACAGGUUGGCGAUGAAGCCUCCGAGAAGACAGUCGAUGCCGGUGUUGACUUCACUCUUCUUUCCGCUGCAGCCGACCCCAACGAGCAGGUUGAUCACUUUGCCCUGACACUCAGUCAGGCACUGGGAUCUGCCGCCAAACCAGGCGAUGCCUACGCGACCUCUAAACUUAAAAAGAUUCAUCAACUGACCGGUUUUUCGGAUCCGGUUUACGCUGAAGCCUUUGUGAGUGUCAAUCAGUUUGAUAUUGCUCUGGAUGUGCUGUUGGUGAAUCAGACAAACGACACCCUGCAGAACCUGACCCUCGAACUUUCCACUCUGGGCGACUUAAAGUUGGUUGAGAAACCCCGACCUCUGACUCUGGCUGCCCAGGACUUUGCCAACAUCUGUGCCAACAUAAAGGUCUCCUCCACCGAAAAUGGCAUCAUUUUUGGGAACAUAGUCUAUGAUAUUCGCGGUUCUGCUGGAGAAUCCAAUUACAUAGUUCUCUCCGAUAUUCAUAUCGACAUCCUGGAAUACAUUCAACCGGCCACCUGCUCCAAUUCUGAAUUCCGUCAAAUGUGGUCCGACUUUGAGUGGGAAAACAAGGUGACUGUCAAUACCCAGGUGACGGACUUACGCACCUACAUGACCUACGUAACUAAGAUCACAAAUUUCCGCUGUCUAACGCCUCCUGAGGCCCUGCGUGGUGACUGCAACUACUUCUGUGCCACCCUCUACGCAUGCAGUGUCUUUGGAGAGCACGUGCUAGCAAGCCUUUGCUUGGAAAAGCCUGCCGACGACCAGCCCGUCAGUGGCCACGUCCGUAUACGCGCAAAGACGCAGGGCAUGGCAGUAACCAUGGGCGAGAAGGUAUGUUGGGACUUCUAUGUAGCCACAACAGUUAUUCUCAAAAUAAGUUCUGCGCAAAAGCUGUGGCACGAUGCGAAACCCGGUACUGGUAAUGGCAAACUGAAGGAUACUCCUAAAUCUCCCGUCAGUCCGCUGGAGACCACUCCACAGAUUGAACUGUGA
Messenger RNA from Dibothriocephalus latus, 3093 nucleotides. Lineage: Eukaryota; Metazoa; Platyhelminthes; Cestoda; Diphyllobothriidea; Diphyllobothriidae. The record is from the annotation of a GenBank genome assembly.